Rubroshorea leprosula is the source of this 673-nucleotide messenger RNA. Lineage: Eukaryota; Viridiplantae; Streptophyta; Magnoliopsida; Malvales; Dipterocarpaceae. The record is from the annotation of a GenBank genome assembly.
CAGAGAAAGGUAGUGCUGAAAAAGAGAGAGAGAACUGGGAAACAAAGCAAAUUAUCAAUAUGGUUUCUAGGGAGCACAAGAGAGCAAAAGUUCUGCAUGAGAAGCUGCAACUGCUUCGUUCCAUUACUAACUCUCAUGCUCUGAACGAAACAUCAAUCAUAGUUGAUGCAUCAAAGUACAUUGAAGAGCUAAAAAAGAAAGUGGAAAGACUGAAUCAAGAUGUAGCAGAUGCACAAACUUCUGACAAAAAUUCCUUGCCUAUGCAGGUUACAGUAGAAACCCUAAAGAAGGGCUUCCUGAUUAAUGUAUUUUCAGCGAAAAGCUGCCCGGGGUUGCUUGUGUCGAUACUUGAAGCCUUUGAGGAGCUAAAUCUUAAUGUGCUGGAAGCUAGGGUUUCUUGUACUGACAGUUUCAGACUAAAAGCAGUUGGAGGAGAAAAUGAAGAAGAGGGUGAAGCUAUUGAUGCUAAAGUGGUGAAACAAGUUGUCUUGGAGGCAAUUAAGCAUUGGAGUGAAAAAGACUGAGUAAUUGGACAGACUGCCGUUUCGAUUAUCUUUCUUGUUAUAUGUUCCGUUUUUUUCUUCUUUUUUUUUUUUAAGGAAAAAAAGAAUAUAUGUGGGUGUGGGUUGUUCAUCAUUGAAUAAAUGUGGUAAAAUAAAUUUGAAUAUUGAAG